AUGGAGGAGAAGAAUAAAUAUCGCCAGGCUCAUGCCAUUUUACAUCAAUUAGACUCGGCAGGACACAAUCUACCUGCUCAUCUUCAUUACAGUUCAACAACUGAUCGACAUCGGUAUAACCUACCAACUACAGAUGAGAUUGCAAUUGUAAUACGAGGUGAUGGAACAGAGGUAAAUGGAAUGAGAGAUAUUAUUUUACAUUUCCGAGGAAAUAAUGAGUUGAUGCAAAUUAAUGAAUGUCACCCAGCAUACUUGCCAUUACAUUAUGUUCUAUUAUUUCCAUAUGAGUAUUCAACAAUUUUGCGAGGUGGGAAACUAUUUCAAGAGUUUUUGGUAGAUGCUUGGGCUGCAACUGAGCAAAAUCGAUUGACAUACUACAAGCUUAAUCAAGAGAAACUUCGAGCUGAGCUUUACCAAGAGUUGUCAGAUAUGGAUCCAGAUUAUGUGCGACCUGGACAAAUUGGUCAAAGUGAAGAUGAAUGUCCAUUCACUUAUCAAGAAUUUCCACAACAUUUUGUCUGGCUCAAGUCAGAAAAGAGAUGGAAAUCAAGAGAAAGGGGAUAUGCAAUUGGUAGAAUGUACUUUGCAAGCCCUAAUUGUGGCGAAAGAUUUUAUCUACGUUUGUUACUAACCGUUGUCAAAGGACCAAAGUCGUUUCAGUCUUUACGCACAGUCGAUAAUGUUGUGCAUGAUACAUUUAAAUUAGCAUGUGUUGCAAAGGGACUUUUAGAAGAUGAUGAAGAAUGGAUACAAUGCUUGAAAGAGACUGUAGUUAUAAAAACUGGAUAUCAAUUGAGGAGAUUGUUUAAUAUUAUUCUCACACAGUGCUCUCCACUAAAUCCAUGCAAAAGUUUAAUUGACUUCCCACCCAUGCCACAACCUACCGCAAAUUGGAGUGCAGUAGUUGGUAAUCGAUUGAUAGUUGAACAUCAACAACUGCAGAGUGAGGCACAACACACAGAUCCACAAAUUAAUAUUGAUUGUCUCAAUAAUGGACAGCGGAAUGCUUAUAAUACAAUCACUUCCUCAGUUUUCCAAAAUAAAGGAACUGUUUUCUUUCUGAAUGGGGAUGUAGGAACAGGGAAAACAUUUCUAGACAAUACGAUUGCAUUAAAAUGUCGUAGCCUUGGGCAUAUCGUUGUUACUGGUGGCUUGUCUGGAAUUGCAUCACUGUUACUGAUUGGGACCAAUGUCCUCAAGAAAUCGUUAACCUUCCAUCAACAAUACACAAAUGUCAAGAUUGAAGAAUUACUCUCUACAGGCAUUCUUGCUCGAAAUGCAUAUGCAGUAAUACGGGAGGUAGCAGCUGCUAUUUUAAUACAGAAAUAUGUUCGCAGAUGGCUCUUCAUGGGUGCCUAUAUGCAACUUUGCUCUUCUGCUGUACUCAUACAAUCCAGCAUCUGUGGUUUCUUAACUCGGCAAAGAUUCUUGUACAGAAAGGAACAUAGAGCUGCCACUUUAAUUCAGGCUCAAUGGAGAAUGUGCAAGGUUCGUUCUACUUUCCGUCAUCGUCAAACAAAUAUUGUAGCAAUACAAUGUCGUUGGAGGCAAAAAUUGGCAAAGAGAGAGCUCCGGAGGCUUAAACAGGAGGCUAAUGAGGCAGGUGCCUUACGCUUGGCAAAGAACAAACUUGAGAAGCAGUUAGAAGAUCUCACAUGGCGGUUGCAGCUUGAAAAGAAAUUACGGGUGUCAAAUGAAGAGGGUAAAGUAAUGGGAAUUACAAAACUUCAGAAGUCAGUGGAAUCUUUGAGCCUUGAGUUAGCUGCAGCUAAAUUGGCCACAGUUAACGAGUGCAACAAGAAUGCGGUGCUGCAAAAUCAAUUAGAGUUGUUUGUGAAGGAGAAAUCUGCUUUGGAAAGAGAAAUCGUUGCACUGGCUGAACUAAAAAAUGAAAAUGCACUGUUAAAGAGUUCUAUAAAUACCCUGGAAAAGAAGAAUUCAGUGCUUGAGCAGGAGCUUAUCAAGGCUAAAGAUGAUACUAAUGAUACCAUGAAAAAGUUGAGGGAAGUUGAUAAAACAUGUUCACAGCUGCAACAGAAUUUGCAAAGUUUGGAGGAAAAGCUCUGCAAUUUAGAGGAUGAGAAUCAUGUACUGCGUCAAAAAGCGUUGAGUUCUCCGAAGGGCAGCCGUCCUGGUUUUGUCAAGCCAUUUUUGGAGAAGUACUCUGCUGCACUUGCUCUUCCCUAUGCUGAUCGGAAGCCUGUAUUUGAAUCCCCUACACCCACAAAACUUAUAGCACCCCUUUCACAAGGUUUAUCUGAUUCUCGCAGGACAAAGUUAACCACUGAAAGACACCAGGAGAAUUAUGAAUUUCUCUCAAGCUGUAUUAAAGAGGAUUUGGGUUUUAAAGAUAGUAAACCAGUGGCUGCUUGUGUCAUAUACAAAUGCCUUGUUCAUUGGCAUGCCUUUGAGUCUGAGAGGACGGCAAUUUUUGACUACAUUAUUGAGGGCAUUAAUGAAGUUUUGAAGGUGGGAGAUGAGAAUGUUACCUUGCCAUACUGGUUGUCUAAUGCCUCAGCACUUUUGUGCCUCCUGCAGAGGAAUUUACGCUCCAAUGGGUUUCUGACAGCUACUUCUCAACGUUCUGCUGGCUCUUCUGGGCUGAAUGGACGGGUUGCACAAAGCCUAAAAUCUCCUUUUAAAUACAUUGGAUUUGAGGAUGGUAUUUCACAUGUGGAAGCAAGAUACCCUGCCAUACUUUUUAAACAACAAUUAACUGCUUGCGUGGAGAAGAUUUUCGGUUUGAUUCGAGACAAUCUGAAGAAAGAAAUAUCACCCCUCUUGGGUUUGUGCAUUCAGGCACCUAAAAUCCAACGCAUGCAUGGUGGAAAGUCAUCUAGAUCACCUGGUGGUGUUCCUCAACAGUCACCAAGUAGUCAAUGGGAUAGCAUCAUCAAAUUCUUGGAUUCUCUUAUGAGUCGUCUACGUGAAAAUCAUGUUCCUUCAUUUUUUAUCCGUAAGAUCACUACCCAGGUUUUUUCUUUCAUCAACAUAUCACUUUUUAACAGUCUUCUGCUGCGACGGGAAUGUUGCACAUUUUCAAAUGGAGAAUAUGUGAAAUCUGGUUUAGCAGAACUAGAAAAAUGGAUUCUCAGUGCAACAGAGGAGUUUGCAGGAACCUCAUGGCACGAGCUAAAUUAUAUUAGACAAGCUGUUGGAUUUCUGGUGAUUCAUCAAAAAAGAAAAAAGUCUCUGGAAGAGAUUAGGCAAGAUCUUUGUCCGGCACUGACUGUUAGACAAAUCUAUCGCAUAAGUACUAUGUAUUGGGAUGAUAAAUAUGGCACUCAAAGUGUAUCAAAUGAGGUUGUUGCUCAGAUGAGGGAGAUGUUGAACAAGGAUUCUCAAAAUCUAACCUCAAAUUCAUUUUUGUUGGAUGAUGAUUUGAGCAUUCCAUUCUCUACUGAAGAUAUAUAUAUGGCACUUCCAGCAAUAGAUCCUUCAGAUAUUGAGCUGCCAACAAUCUUGUCUGGGAAUUCUUGUGCACAGUUCCUGUUCCAGACUACAAAGUAAAUGUUUCAUGAUUAGACUCCAAAAACAUCGUUUCUUUUAGCAAAUGCUAGCUUUAUCUGAAGGGAACAGUUCCUCCUGUAUCUCAGGUCUGAGUUAGACUGGCUUUCAAUUUUUAGACCUGACAAAUACAGGUAUCUGCAAUGCUUUUAUAUUUUGAAGGCCUAACCAUCAGACAACGGUGAGUUUAACUUAGCCAACUGCUGGAAUGUGUUCAAAAUAUCCCUUUUCGUGACAAGGGAUUCCUUAGAAGUUGAAUGGGGAUUGAUUAGGUCGCCCCAUUUAAUUACACGUGUUAGGAAGUAGUGAUUGUACAGUAAAAAGGAACAACUUGCUUAAAAGGCUUCUCUAUUUAUGAAGCUUAUUUUUAAGCUCUACUCUGUACAGGAUGAUCCUAUUGGAAAUGCAUUCAUGUUGUAUUUUGCUUCUGGUUUAGUUUU
This is a messenger RNA of Camellia sinensis, 3947 nucleotides long. The record is from RefSeq and is a predicted model, not a curated record. Lineage: Eukaryota; Viridiplantae; Streptophyta; Magnoliopsida; Ericales; Theaceae.